UGUAAACUGGACAAAUAUCUAGCCUUUAACUCUGUUUAUUUUUAAGUCAGAAGCUACGUUACCCAAUUCCCUCCAACCAUACUCUCGCGAGACUGCGCGAGGAGGGCACAAGUUGGAGGAAACAUGGCGACGUCUAAUUUGUUAAAGAAUAAAGGCUCCUUGCAGUUUGAGGACAAGUGGGACUUGAUGAGGCCCAUUGUUCUCAAGCUGCUGAGACAGGAGGCUGUCACCAAGCAGCAGUGGUUCGACCUCUUCUCAGACGUCCAUGCUGUGUGUCUGUGGGAUGAUAAGGGCCCAGCUAAGAUCCACCAGGCCCUCAAAGAAGACAUCCUAGACUUCAUCAAACAAGCUCAGAACCGUGUGUUGAGUCACCAGGAUGACACAGCGUUGCUGAAGGCCUACAUUGUGGAGUGGCGAAAGUUCUUCACGCAGUGUGACAUCCUGCCCAAACCCUUCUGUCAGCUGGAGAUCACGCUGAUGGGGAAGCAGGGCAGCAACAAGAAGUCUAACGUUGAGGACAGCAUCGUACGCAAGUUGAUGUUGGACACAUGGAACGAGUCAAUCUUCUCCAACAUAAAGAGCCGUCUUCAGGACAGUGCUAUGAAGCUGGUUCAUGCUGAAAGGCUGGGAGAGGCUUUUGACUCCCAGCUGGUUAUAGGAGUACGAGAAUCAUACGUCAACCUGUGCUCUAACCCUGAAGACAAGCUCCAGAUCUACAGAGAUAACUUUGAGAAGGCCUACCUGGACUCAACUGAGAGGUUCUACAGAACACAGGCCCCAUCAUACCUACAGCAGAACGGAGUCCAGAACUACAUGAAAUAUGCAGACACAAAGCUAAGAGAAGAGGAGAAGAGGGCAGUUCGAUACCUUGAGACUCGUCGUGAAUGUAACUCUGUCCAAGCUCUGAUGGAAUGUUGUGUGAACGCUCUGGUGACGUCGUUUAAAGAAACCAUCCUGGCUGAAUGUCCCGGCAUGAUCAAACGCAAUGAGACAGACAAGCUCCACCUGAUGUUUUCCCUGAUGGAUAAGGUUCCUAGUGGGAUAGAGCCCAUGCUGAAAGAUCUGGAGGAUCACAUCAUGAACGCUGGGCUGGCUGAUAUGGUGGCUGCUGCAGAGACUAUCACUUCUGACUCUGAGAAGUACGUGGAGCAGCUGCUGACAUUGUUUAACCGUUUCAGUAAACUGGUGAAGGAGGCUUUUCAGGAUGACCCUCGAUUCCUCACCGCCAGAGACAAGGCCUACAAAGCUGUGGUGAACGAUGCCACCAUUUUUAAACUGGAGCUGCCCCUCAAACAGAAAGGGGUAGGUCUGAAGACCCAGCCAGAGUCGAAGUGUCCAGAGCUGCUAGCCAACUACUGUGACAUGCUGCUGAGGAAAACAACCCUGAGCAAGAAACUCACAUCAGAGGAGAUAGAACUCAAACUCAAAGAAGUGUUGCUGGUAUUGAAGUAUGUUCAGAAUAAGGAUGUGUUUAUGAGGUACCAUAAAGCCCACCUGACCAGAAGACUGAUCCUGGACAUCUCAGCCGACAGCGAAAUAGAAGAGAACAUGGUAGAGUGGCUCAGGGAGGUGGGGAUGCCUGCAGACUAUGUGAAUAAGCUGGCGAGGAUGUUCCAGGACAUUAAAGUAUCGGAUGAUCUCAACCAGGUCUUCAAGGAGAUGCACAAACACAACAAGCUGGCUUUACCAGCUGACAGUGUGAAUAUAAAGAUCCUGAAUGCGGGGGCGUGGUCGAGGAGCAGUGAGAAGGUGUUUGUGUCUCUGCCUACUGAGCUGGAGGAUCUGAUCCCAGAGGUAGAAGACUUCUACAAGAGGAACCACAGCGGAAGGAAACUACACUGGCACCACCUCAUGUCCAAUGGCAUCAUCACCUUCAAGAACGAAAUGGGUCAUUAUGACCUGGAGGUCACAACCUUUCAGCUGGCUGUCCUAUUUGCCUGGAACCAGCGGCCGCGGGAGCGAAUCAGCUUCGAGAACCUUAAAUUGGCCACCGAGCUUCCCGAUGCUGAGCUACGACGCACACUCUGGUCUCUGGUAGCGUUCCCUAAGUUGAAGAGGCAGGUGUUGUCCUAUGAGCCUUCAGUCUCCUCCCCUAAAGACUUCACAGACAGCACCCUGUUCUAUGUCAACCAGGACUUCUCUCUCAUUAAAAACUCCAAGGUCCAAAAAAGGGGCAAGAUUAAUCUGAUUGGUCGAUUGCAGCUGACCACAGAGCGAAUGAGAGAGGAGGAGAAUGAGGGCAUCGUCCAGCUGAGAAUAUUAAGAACCCAGGAGGCCAUCAUCCAGAUUAUGAAGAUGAGGAAGAGGAUCAGUAACGCUCAGCUACAGACAGAACUGGUAGAGAUCCUCAAGAACAUGUUCCUGCCCCAGAAGAAGAUGAUCAAGGAACAGAUUGAGUGGCUCAUCGAACACAAAUACAUCAAACGGGACGAGACAGACAUCAACACCUUUAUCUACAUGGCAUAGAACCCCUUUACCUGGAUUGGAACCAUCUACCUACUGCUUGACCUGGCUGGGCCCUCGCUGCAGCAGGAGGAAGAAGAAAUGCAGUAAGAGGAGGAGGGAGGAGUGGUUGUUUCAGAAGAAGAGGAAGGAGAAUAUCUCUGCGGCCUGGGGGGGGUUGGUUGGUUGGUUGGCUGGCUGGCUGUAUGAGAUGGAUGGUGUAGUCUUCAGACUGUGGUGCCCCUCGGGGUCCAGGAGGAGAAGGACAGGAGGACAGUGGGGCUGACUGACAGUCUCAGUAUCACAGUAGAGACAUUAUUAAAUAAACUCUCCCUGCCUUACCCUCCUUACGCAGUCCGCACAGAGACAGACAGGAGGACUAGUGGUCUAUAUCAUUAUGGAGUAGACACAGAGAGGAGUGUAUUUUGCCAAAUGUACUGUGUGUGUCUAUGUAUAUGUGUGUCUGCACCUUGACAGCUUGUUGCUCUGUGGAAGUCUUGCAAUCACCUGAGGACCCAUCGCGCGUGCGUGUGUGUGUAUCUCACUCCCCCCUCACCCCCAACUGCCACACCCCUCAGAGAGGAUCAUGACUCCUCACAUAUCAGCCAGUCGCUGGGUGAGAACAAACGAGAACAUCAGCACUUUUCUGUGUUUCAGUGUGUCUGAAUGGCUUUAUAUAUCAAUUACAUUCUACUUUUCAAUGCUCAUCAUUAUUUUUAUGAACACUUGUGUGUUGUCUCUCGCUUGUUAAAUGCUGCACAGCGUCAUCCAAUCGAUCGAAGUCACAAAGCUCUCUAGCGAUCUUUGAUUCUUCUCUUUCCCCCACCUAUAGCCAGUGCAGGACAGGACAUGACAGGUGUGUUAUUGUCAGACCAUGAGGGGGUGUCAUGACUGGUCAUGACCCAGGUUUCUUCCCAAAUGCCACCCUAUUCCCUAGGUACUGCAAUAUUUUUGACCAGAACUCUAUGGGUUAAAAAAGUAGCUUAUGUUCCCUAUAUACACUGCUCAAAAAAAUAAAGGGAACUAAAAUAACACAUCCUAGAUCUGAAUGAAUUAAAUAUUCUUAUUAAAUACUUUUUUCUUUACAUAGUUGAAUGUGCUGACAACAAAAUCACACAAACAUCAUCAAUGGAAAUCAAAUUUAUCAACCCAUGGAGGUCUGGAUUUGGAGUCGCACUCAAAAUUCAAGUGGAAAACCACACUACAGGCUGAUCCAACUUUGAUGUAAUGUCCUUAAAACAAGUCAAAAUGAGGCUCAGUAGUGUGUGUGGCCUCCACGUGCCUGUAUGACCGCCCUACAACGCCUGGGCAUGCUCCUGAUGAGGUGGCGGAUGGUCUCCUGAGGGAUCUCCUCCCAGACCUGGACUAAAGCAUCCGCCAACUCCUGGACAGUCUGUGGUGCAAUGUGGCAUUGGUGGAUGGAGCGAGACAUGAUGUCCCAGAUGUGCUCAAUUGGAUUCAGGUCUGGGGAACGGGCGGGCCAGUCCAUAGCAUCAAUGCUUUCCUCUUGCAGGAACUACUGACACACUGCAGCCACAUGAGGUCUAGCAUUGUCUUGCAGUAGGAGGAACCCAGGGCCAACCACACCAGCAUAUGGUCUCACAAGGGGUCUGAGGAUCUCAUCUCGGUACCUAAUGGCUGUCAGGCUACCUCUGGCGAGCACAUGGAGGGCUGUGCGGCCCCCCAAAGAAAUACCACCCCACACCAUUUUUUAUUUAUUUUAUUUUACCUUUAUUUUACUAGGCAUGUCAGUUAAGAACAAAUUCUUAUUUUCAAUGACGGCCUAGGAACAGUGGGUUAACUGCCUGUUCAGGGGCAGAACGACAGACCUUGUCAGCUCAGGGAUUUGAACUUGCAACCUUUCGGUUACUAGUCCAACGCUCUAACCAUGACUGACCCACCGCCAAGCCGGUCAUGCUGGAGGAUGUUGCAGGCAGCAGAACGUUCUCCACGGCGUCUCCAGACUGUCAUGUCUGUCACGUGCGCAGUGUGAACCUGCUUUCAUCUGUAAAGAUCACAGGGCGCCAGGGGCGAAUUUGCCAAUCUUGGUGUUCUCUGGCAAAUGCCAAACGUCCUGCACGGUGUUGGGCUGUAAGCACAACCCCCACCUGUGGACGUCGGGCCCUCAUACUACCCUCAUGGAGUCUGUUUCUGACCGUUUGAGCAGACACAUGUACAUUUGUGGCCUGCUGGAGGUCAUUUUGCAGGGCUCUGGCAGUGCUCCUCCUUGCACAAAGGCGGAGGUAGCAGUCCUGCUGCUGGGUUGUUGCCCUCCUACGGCCUCCUCCACGUCUCCUGAUGUACUGUCAAUCAGUGUUGCUUCCUAAGUGGACAGUUUGAUUUCACAGAAGUGUGAUUGACUUGGAGUUACAUUGUGUUGUUUAAGUGUUCCCUUUAUUUUUUUGAGCACUGUAGGAAAAUAUAUAUAUAUUCCCUACUAAGGGAAAAAUAUUUGAUAUCCUAUAUAUGGAAUAGGGUGUCCCAGUAAAAUCCCUCCAGUGCAAUAGCUAGACAACCCCUCCUACUAGAGCACUUCCUGUGAUGAGGUCAUUUUGCUAAAGCAACGGCACUGCAGUGUUGCUAUUAAUGUACCCUACCCACAACCUUUUACAGAAGACUGUGUGUUGCAGUAUGAUAUGAGUGGGGAGGGUGAUGAUAGAAGGAAAAUAAAAUGUGUUGCUGUCGAGUGUUUGUAUGCGAGUGUUUGAUAAAUAGGUCGGGUCUGUAGCGGGCUACUAGGUGUACAUAGCCACUUAUUGAUUUGGAGUAAUGUUACAUGAUUAAAUGUAUGAGACGACCUAAUAACACUAUCCCGCUUUUACUCUUUUUAGUUUGUUUUACUUUUGGCAUUGGGAUAAUGUUGUACUGUGGGAUAUUACACUGCACCCCAAAUGGCAUCCUAUUCCCUAUAUAGUGCACCACUUUUGACCAGGACCUAUAGGGCUCUGGUCAAAAGUUGUGCACUAUGUAGGGAAUAUGGUGCCAUUUGGGACGCAACCUAGGUGUCAAUGUCCUCUUUUCUCUCGCUCUGAUUUUAAUGCAACCACAUUGGAAUCAAUUCAGAGACCUCAAGACAAAGUGAUUGUCAGAUGAUGGAAACAUUACUUGGGAUUUAGCAGUUAUGAAUUGUUUGAUCAUGAUGUCAUGGCUUUAUUUCACACACACUACAUACCUACGCAGCACCGUAUAGUCCACCAUUCUACAGUGGAGGACACCUAUGAGAAACACACGUACACACAAUGACUAUUGACAAAACAUUUAAUAGUUUAUUCUACCGGAUAAUGUCAUGUGUGGAUAACUACUACCUGUCAACUGGCAAUAAGAGGCUCUCCUUCAUGUGAGCUAGUUACAUUUUUCAACCGACUGACGAGUUCAACUUUAGAAUAGUUACUCUGAAGGAUAUCUGUCUUUGUGAAUAAAAAGUGUGUUUAUCAUUAUUGACAGUUUUAUGCGGUGAUAUCGUCCACUGAAUGACAUUGUGUCCAAGCAGGCCCAGGUUUUAGUAACGUUGUUCUUUUUCAUGUCUUCCUUCCCUGGUAUCUGACAUUAAUUGUUACGCAUCACUGCUGUAGUUGUUGCAUCAAAACAACCUAGAGAAGAAGUCUUUGUCCCAAAUGACACCCUAUUUCCUAUUUUAGUGCACUACUUUUGAACAAGGCCCAUAGGGCUCUGGUCAAAAGUAGUGCACUAUAUAAGGAAUAAGGUGUCAUUUGGGGACGUAAGCAAAGUGUUAUUACAUUUUAGUAAUUUAGCACACUCAAUUAGCGCAUUCUUAAGAUAUGUUAUCAGAGUAAUGUACUUAAUGUAACUCCGUCUGACACACUUAGCUAUUCUCUAGAUUUUAGCCAUGUUCAACAAUGUUUUAAGAUGACACAACUUAGGUAACUUUAUGAGUAACAACAAAUAAACAGUAUUAAACAAUGACAUAGUCAAUUUUUGUUGUAACAAUUAAUGUUUUUCUCUGCACAGAAAUUU
Messenger RNA from Oncorhynchus keta (chum salmon), 6417 nucleotides. Its product is annotated as cullin-5. Gene Ontology annotation, molecular function: ubiquitin protein ligase binding. The record is from RefSeq and is a predicted model, not a curated record. Gene Ontology annotation, biological process: protein ubiquitination; SCF-dependent proteasomal ubiquitin-dependent protein catabolic process. The coding region runs from base 124 to 2466 and encodes 780 amino acids. Lineage: Eukaryota; Metazoa; Chordata; Actinopteri; Salmoniformes; Salmonidae. The transcript is spliced from 19 exons. Gene Ontology annotation, cellular component: SCF ubiquitin ligase complex; Cul5-RING ubiquitin ligase complex.